AGGGUGUGCCCAUCAGUGUGCCCCCUUACAUUAGGUGUGCCAAUCAGAGUGUUCUUUUACAUCAGUUGUCCCCAUCAGAGUGCCCCUUUACAUCAGUUGUCCCCAUCAGAGUGCCCCUUUACAUCAGUUGUACCAAUCAGAGUGCCCCUUUACAUCAGCUGUACCCAUCAGAGUGCCCCUUUACAUCAGCUGUACCCAUCAGAGUGCCCCUUUACAUCAGGUAUCCCCAUCACAUUGCCACUUUACAUCAGGUAUUCCCAUCAGAGUGCCCCCUUACACUCAAAGUACCCCUUUCUAUCAUAUCUCCCCAUCAGAGUGCACCAUUACAUCAUAUUCCCCAUCAGAGUGCCCCUUUCCAUCACAUGUGCCCAUUUGUGCCCCCUUAACAUAAAAUGGGCCCGUCAGAGUGCCCCUUAACAUAA
Messenger RNA from Staurois parvus, 422 nucleotides. The record is from the annotation of a GenBank genome assembly. NCBI's taxonomy places the organism in Eukaryota, Metazoa, Chordata, Amphibia, Anura, Ranidae.